Molecule: messenger RNA, 428 nt
Organism: Racocetra persica
Lineage: Eukaryota; Fungi; Glomeromycota; Glomeromycetes; Diversisporales; Gigasporaceae
Source: the annotation of a GenBank genome assembly
UAUCAUCUGAAACAAUUGUUAACUGUUGGAAAAAAACUGGCAUUUUCAUACCACAAGAAGAAGAAAUACAAAAAAUUGAGUAUGAAUAUAAUUACAAUAAUAGUGAAGAUAUUAUAAGUAAAGAGAAAAAAGAUCUUGAUGUUUUACUUGCCCAGUUACUAGAAAAUAAUUAUCUGAAUGCCUAUGAAUAUAUUAAUAUUGAGGAUGCAGAAUUUACUAGUGAGCUUAUAGAUAAAGAUAUAUUAAAAGCAAUAAAUGAUACAAAUAAGAAAGAAACUGAACCAGCUAAUAGUGAAACAAAGAAAAAGAUAAGUUAUACUGAAGCUGAAAAAGCAAUUAAUACAACUCUAAGAUUUUUAUAUGAGCAAGAUAUAGACUUCCAUGAUGUUGAAAAGGAUAUAAAAACUUUAAGAAAAUUGCAUCAGAAA